CGCGCGCUAAGGCGCCUGCUCAGCCCCUGAUGCUCUUGCUGAGGCUGAAGCUGCCAGUUUCCCCAACUAGUAGAGGCGGCUUUGCCCAAGACAAGGGAUCUUUCCGAUGGAGUCCUAGAGAGGAAGGCUGAGGCACUUCCGUACCAGAUUUCCUUCUCAGAAGCUGAUACUAGCGAGCGCAUCCAUUCCGGUUCCUCACAAGCUCCUGGACCCUCCAGACCAGCUUCAGUUUCAGCCACUUUGUAUAUAUUGGAAUAACAGUAUGGGAUUGCUAGACCGACUUUCAGGUUUGCUUGGCCUGAAGAAGAAGGAGGUUCAUGUUUUGUGCCUUGGGCUGGAUAACAGUGGCAAAACAACAAUCAUUAACAAACUUAAACCUUCAAAUGCUCAAUCUCAAGAUAUAGUUCCAACAAUAGGAUUCAACAUAGAGAAAUUCAAAUCAUCCAGUUUGUCUUUUACAGUGUUUGACAUGUCAGGUCAGGGAAGAUAUAGAAAUCUCUGGGAGCACUAUUAUAAAGAAGGACAAGCCAUUAUUUUUGUCAUUGAUAGUAGUGAUAGACUCAGAAUGGUUGUGGCCAAAGAAGAGCUUGAUACUCUUCUGAAUCAUCCAGAUAUUAAACACCGUCGAAUUCCAAUCUUAUUCUUUGCAAACAAAAUGGAUCUUAGAGAUGCAGUGACAUCUGUAAAAGUGUCUCAGUUGCUGUGUUUAGAGAACAUCAAAGAUAAACCAUGGCAUAUUUGUGCUAGUGAUGCCAUAAAAGGAGAAGGAUUGCAAGAAGGUGUAGACUGGCUUCAAGAAAAAACAGUACAAUCAGAUCCAGUCUGUGAAGACAUGAAAAGAUAGGAUCUAGAAACCUCAACAAUUUUGAAUCCAAGGAAUAUAUUUAAUAUAAACUAAGUACUUUAAAAUCUUUUAAAGGUGUGUGUGCAUCCAGGAAUACUUUAUAAUAUUCUGUUUGCAUUAAUGGACUUUGAAGAACUUUUUAAGACCAUAGGAAUUUCAGGUAUGCUAAUCUGGCUAUUUGUUACAUAAAAACUAAAUCUUUCCUUAAAAGGAAUCCCUAGAAUUAUCAACUUUUUGGUAAAGAUCUACAUUUGAUUGUAAUCAGAAUGUUUGAAAAAGUUAUGAGCCAUCUCAAUAUCCCAUCAUGAUUUAUGAUCUUUAAUGUAUUUUAUUUUUGUCUUUUUAAAUAUGUAGUUUAUGGUAUGAUUUUGCAGUAUGAAUUGUGCUUUUGAAAAUAGCUUUAAAUAUUUAUAAAGGACCAUGGAUAAUUAAUAUAUAUAUUAAUUUUUUAGUAUGUGUCACUAUCAAUAAAACAAAAAAGGCAGUUUACCAACUUGCAUGGUUUGUUUUUGCUGAAAAAAAAUAAUAUUGUGUAAUGUGGUAUUUGGUGUUUUACUGCCAACAUUUGCACAUAAUCUGAGGCCAAGAUAAACAAAUUUUUUUUAUUCAAUGUGUUUUAGAUAUCUCUACCCUGAACAGUCAGGCAUAGUCCCAAGACAAUGGUGAUACAAAAUACAUUAAGUCAUUCCUUAUUUUCACAGAACUUAAAAUAUAAUGAGGGAGAAUCUGAGCACCUUUUCAAACAUGGCAAAUAAUUUCAUUUUAUUAGCUGAAUGAAAAUAUUACAUCUUUAGAUUUAAAGUAAAACAGUAAAUUAAUGUUGGACUUUAACAAUUAUCAUAAGUUGUUUUUUCCUUUAAAAUGCCUCUGUGUUGGUCACUUUUCUGUUACUGUAACAAAAUUCCUGAGAUAAUCAAUUUUUUAAAAAGGAAUAGUUUAUUUUGACUCACAGUUUUGGAAAUUUCAGUCAGUGACUAGCUCCAUUGCUUUUGGGCCUGUGUCAGAGCAUCAUAAGGGGAGCAUGCCACAGAAGCUACUCACCUUAUGGAAGCUCCGAAGCAAGAGAGUAAGAGGAGAAUCUCUGGUCCCAGUAUCAAGUGCACACCCAGAAGGACAGGACCUCACUUCCUUUCCCUAUGCCUCACCUUCAAAGGUUCUUCUACCUCCCAGUGGCACCAUGGUCUGAGUUCUAAGCCUUCAAUACAGGGGCCAAUGGGAGACAUUUGAGAUACAAACAAUAGCAGCCUCCAAACAACUAUAGUAGUACCUUGUUAAAAUAUGCCUACACAGACUUGAAAGUAAGCUGCUAUAUAAAUGUUCUUUGGAAUUUUGGACAUCUCAAGCACACCAGUUGUGUUACUUUUCACAACUUAAAGACCACUUAAAUUGUGAACUAUAAAUAGAAGAUUUUGUUUUAAAUUAAUCACUGAGAAACAGUUCAUAAGUCAGUGGUGUCAAUCCUGAAAACAUUAAAUAUAAAGAAAAACAAUGGAAUGUAUAGUAUCUUAAAUUUCCUUAGCUAUGAGAAUGAUAAAAACAGAAAGAAAUACAGAGGGUUAAUAAUACCAAUGUGUUUUAGUAACCACAAUAGUGAUUUUUUUUAACAGAAUUCUUACUAACUUUAAAACUACAGUAAAAGUUCUAUAAUACAGUUUCUCAAAAUCCAAAAAUACCAGCAAUCUUAUAUUUGUCAAACUGAAAGUUAUUCAGAAUAUUCCAAUGGUCCAACAUUUUGCCAGCAUCUCAUAAAUUUUUUGAUAAGGAUAAAAAUGAUCAUUGAUCUAGAGUUGCCUCAAAUAUAGAAAAGACAUUAUGAUGAAAAUACUGAAUGUGAUUUUUUAAAAAAUGAUAUAACUAAUUUACAGGAUAGAAAAAGACAUUCAAAUCCUCACCUACCAUAAGAAAUAGGAACAUGCGCUGGGGUUUGUGCUCAGUGGUAGAACAUUUGCCUAGCGUGUGUGAAGCUGUAAGGUGCUAGGUUUGAUUCUUAGCACCACAUACAAAUAAAUAAAAAUAAGUGUCCAUUGACAACUAAAAUAUAUAUUAUAUUGUAUAAUUAUAUAAUAUAUAUAAUUAAAAAGAAAAUAGUAACAACAGUAAUAAUUAUCACUAUAGGAAUACAAAAUCAUGAAUCAAAUAUUAUUACACAUUCAGAAUUUUACACUAUUUAAUCCUCACAAUAACUUUAUGUGGUUAAGUUCUGUUAUUUGUUAUAUGGAUUAGGAAACUAGAACUUAAAGUGGUUAUGUAACUUGCUGCAGGUCACAACUAGUAAAUGGUGUCACUGAAAUUCAGUACCCCACAAUCUGUUUAAGAGGGAUGAGUCAAGAGAAUUAGUAUAGGUAUUAGAAGUACAGAUUUAUCUGCCCCCAAAAAUGACUAAAAUGUCUGAGAAGACCAGGAUGGAGCCAUACUAUGAAGGUCAGAGGCCAGGGACUACUGUCUGUUUUUCACUUUUUUCUUUUGUUUGUUUGGUGGUGCUGGGGAUCGAACCCAGGGCUUUGUGCAUGCUAGGCAAGCACUCUACCAACUGAGCUAUUUCCCCAACCCUCACUUUUUUCCUUUUUGUUUUAAGACUAUUAAUAUUAUUUAUAUUUUAAACUCUGAGAGUAAAUGACUUUGAUAAAAAUAAUUCUCAAAGCUAUUUUGAUGCUAAGUUAAUUCUCUACAAGCUAUGUUAACUGAAACUGUUAUGUGUGUUUUUUCAGAAGGAGGAAAAGUACUGACUCUUAUUUCUAUGAUCUCCAAGAUCUAGGUUAUAGUUUACAAAUAUCUAUUCCUUAUCUACAUUUUUGUGUAGAAAUUCUGUAGAAGUAAGUUGAGUAACAAUACAGAUGUGUGUACAAGCCAAAAUUAUUGCAUUUCUAUUUAGCAUAUAACUAAAAUGUACCUUAUAAAAGCUGAAACAAGUUUUUUUUUCAUGUUUGGACACCACUAUAUUAUAAAGUUUAGUUCAUUAAGCUCUGCAUUUGAAUAUAAGACCUUGUAAAAUGUUCAAAUGUUUUACAUUUAAAUAUUUGUAUGUGGCCUUACUAAGCCUGUGUUUUAUGAAUAACAAAAGGGCUGAGUUUUAUAUAUUUGUUUUCUAUUUAGAAACUGUCUACUAAAAAUAAUGGAUUAUCCUCUAAUUGCUUUAAGAUUUUUUUCCCCCUUAAUAUUUUGGCACACAAGUGUUGUGUUAUAUGCAGUUAUCCUUGAGAAUACUUGUCUUAGUUUCAGCUACUAUAACACAGUACCAUGGACUUGGUGGUUGAUAAAGUGGGAAAAUUUUACUUCCCACUAUUCUGAAGGCUGGAAGUCUGAGAUCAGAGUGCCAACAUUAUAAAGUCUUGGUGAGAGCCCUCUUCCCAUUACAGAGUUCUUCUCAUGUGGUAGAAAAAGGCAAGAGAACUCUUUGGGUCCCUUUUAUCAGGGCAUUAACUCUAUUAUAUCCUUAUGUGACUCCACCCUAUAACCUAAUUACCUCCCAAAGGCCCUACCUCCUAAUAUCACAUUUGAGGUUGGGAUUUCAAAAUAGGAAAUUUGGAAGAAUACAAACAUUCAGUCUGUUUUAAUACUUAAGGCAAAUUCAUCAGUUGACAUUGUGCAUAUUUUCUGUUUUCUGAUUAUUCUGUCAUUUCUGAGUUUAAAAAAUAAAUGACUGAUUCUAGAAGUUCACCUAAAUGAAUAGGUGUGUAUACUUUGGCUGGAGGGCAAUACUGUAGUGACUGAGAAAUUAUUCUGUGUUUAAUUGAAUGUUUUAGGUAAUAUAGUUAUUGCAUUUUUAUAGUGAAUCUUAGUAUGGAUGUUUCUGCUCAGGUUUGUAAGGGUUACUUCAGAAUCAUUACUUUGUUUUGAUCACUUAGUUUUAAUGCCACAUUUAGGGGCUUCAUCAAUUAGAAAUGUCAAGCUUUCUGGCAUUUGGAAUAAAUCAGGAAAGACAAAUUCCUUCUUCAAAUUUCAAGUCACCAAGCAAUAUGAGAAGAUAUCCAGGAAUAGUAGUUAUCUUAAAAUAAAAUUUGUUUAGAAAUAUAAUAAUGAUAAAUAUCUUUAUAAUUUUUGCUAUUUGUACUUUGUAAACACCUUACAUAUAUUAAUUCAAUUAAUUCAUUUAAUCAUCAUAUCAACCCUGUAAAGUAAAUGCUCUUAUUAUCUGUCUUAUAUGGAUCAGGGGUCAGCAAACUGUUAACCUAUUUUUGCAUGGUCUUUGAGCUAAUCAUGAUUUCAUAUAUGUAAAGGAUUAUAUUAAAAAAGGAGAAGGAGCAUCAGAGAGUGUGUAUGGCCCAUAAAGCCUAAAAUGUUUACUGUACAGAUCUUUUGCACAAAAACUUUGCUGAACUCUUAAUAUUGAAAAUGAGGCAAGAUAGGUUAAGUAAUAUGUUUAAGUUCAUGCUGCAAACAUAUUGGAAAACCUGGGUUUAUAGUCUAGAAGAUCUGGCACCAAAUUUAUGUGUUCUUAAUCUCUAUAUGAUUUCUCAAAACAGCUAAAGACUAACCUAAAAUGUAAUAGGGUAAUUUGAAAUUACUUAUUAAAUAAUUACUAAAAAUGAAACAUUAGGUACCAACCAAUGGCUUGAAAGUAAUGUUCUUUGAAACCUCCUUUCCCCCUUCCCCAUAAGAUUGAUAGGCAAGUCUUUGCCCUGUACAGUCAUUUUCCUUCCUUUUCUUUAAAUGGGUGGCAAGAGAUUGACGGAUUGUGAAGCAUCAGAUUGUCCCCAAGGAUCUGGCUUAGACUUCCAGGUUUCCCCAAUAAUCUUAUUUUGAGAUAAAUGAUAACUAGUGUUGAUGGUCUUGAAAUAUGUAUAAUAGAAUGUGGAAACAUUUAUAAUUCAGUUUGUACAUAUUAAGUUAUGUGAUCAUAAGUAACAACUAUAACUAAAAAUAUUUUCUUAAUUACAAACAUAGUUAAUGCUUUUGUUCUCUCUAUACACUUCUUGGCCCCAGACAUGAGAAUUCUUUCUCAGGAAACAUGCAGCAGAGUAGAGUACACAAAAUGCCAACUUUCUUGCCAGAGGAUCAGAAAGGGGAGAUCCUCAAUAUAAACCUGUGUCCCAAACUUUGAAAACUAAGCUACAAAAUAGACUCUGACUCAAGUUCAAGAUUGGCCCCUGGGCGGCAUACAUAUGGGCUAGAUAGGAACAAAAAUGCAAACGUUUGAAAACAUAAAAUUGAAACAAAUCCUUACAAGACUUGUAACUUUAGGCCUAAACCCAACCAGGUUGAACUCCUACUAAAAUCAUCAGCAUCUCUAUAGAAUUUAAACAAGAUUUAGACUCAAAAUUAUAUUCCAGAGGUCAAGAAGAAAAUCCAAAAUAUCUAAGUAUACAAAAAUCAGAGGGGAAAAAUGACAUAGGCAAAGAAAAGGCAAUGUCAGGUAAUACAGAUCUUAGAAAUAUCUGACAAAGACUUUAAAACAGGUAUUAUAAAAAUGCUCAAAGUGUAAACAUAUGGAGAGGUAAAAAGUCUCAGCAUAAAACUGGAAGAAAUGAAUGAAAAGUUUAGAACUGA
Messenger RNA from Ictidomys tridecemlineatus (thirteen-lined ground squirrel), 6331 nucleotides. It is a transcript of the gene Arl6, whose product is annotated as ARF like GTPase 6. Gene Ontology annotation, molecular function: GTPase activity; GTP binding. Lineage: Eukaryota; Metazoa; Chordata; Mammalia; Rodentia; Sciuridae. The record is from RefSeq and is a predicted model, not a curated record.